GACGUUACUUACAAUCAACAAAAUGUCCACGAAAGACAAAUCUGCGAAUAAGGAUAUGGACAAAGGUGCCGCAGGAGAUGCACUUAGCAUGUCCAGUAGUUCCUCGAUGGAUGAACAAGAGGCUGCCGAGAAAAAGAAAAAGGACCUACUGCCAACUGCGCCCGUCAUCCCAGUGCCAGAAUAUAGCGAAGAGGACCUGAAUAAGCUCGUCAUGUAUGUGAAACGCAUGACAAUGCUGUUCGGUUUGGAUCAUCGCGACUGGACUGAAGAAACGCUCAAUGGCAUCAAACGUUGGUUUAUGGAGGUGAAUAACCCGCUAAUGACGAUCUUCUACGAUCGCAAUGUAAUUAGUGUGUGUUUGGGAUUUCCGCUGGUACCGGUGGCCGAUAUUAAUUACUAUGUGCGCAAGCCUAACCAAAUCUUCACUGUAGAUGGUUUCCACGAUGAGAUUUAUUUUGGUUCCUUGCAAGAGGACGUUGACGGCUGUUUGUUGAAGAUUAUGCAAUAUGUAUAUCAGCCAAUAUUUCGGAAUUAUAAAGACUGGAACGACAAUAUUAAGAGUCGCUUUUGUAGAGCAAUGGAUAAAUUUCUCUGCUACCUCACCAGCUUGCAUUACAAAAUGGCGGGUUUGACAGUUUUGUAUGUGCCUUAUGUGGUGAAGCAAGUCUCACGUCCCGGCGUGCAACAUGAUCGCGAGUUCGUCAAAAAUCUGGAAUCGAUUGUGGUUUAUUGGACGACACAGAUACGUACAUUAUUGAAUGAUAAGACACUUGUGGCUCAGCAUGAUUUCGUAGUGCCACCGGAGGAGUACGAGUUUUGGCUGUAUCGAUUUGAAGUACUUCAAGGUUUGGACAAUCAGCUACAACACGAAGACGUACAACAAAUCAUUCAAGUGCUACGUAUUUCUCAUUCUGUUUAUAUUAAACAAGUGGAUGAGCUUAUUCAAGAGUGCCACAAUGAAAUGGAAGAAGCUAAAUCAAAUAUUAAAUAUCUCUAUUUGCUCAUAGAGCCUUGCUCACUUAUUGACAAAGCCGAAUCACCUGCUGCCGUACCGGCACUAAUACCACGCAUUGUAAAUAUCAUUCGUUAUAUUUGGUUGAACUCUGAAUUUUACCAGCGUCGCGAUCUCAUUACUGGCCUUUUUCGGAAUCUCAGCAAUCAGAUUGUUAAGUUUUGUCUCGAUCAAGUCAAUGUUGAUCUGGUGUUGCAAGGCAAUUCACGUUUUGGCAUACGUAUGGCAAAUAUGGCAAUCGAUUGUUGUCUGUCAUAUAAAGCCAUUUAUGAGUUAAUGUCCAAGAAGCAUGCUGCGCGAGAACCUGCAAUUGGUUGGGAUUUAGAAAACGCUAUGAUCUUCAAUCAUGUCGACGCCUUUAUUGAACGUCUCAAUGAUCUAAUUGACAUCUGUGAAUCGAUGAUUGUGUUUGGACGUUUGGAUGAAACCGAGGCAAUACCAAAACCAACGUUUGGCGGAACGAACGGCGAGGAGUUUGAAAGAACUGCGGAAGGUGUUGAGAAGCAGUUUAAGAUAUUACUGGAUGCUUUGGAACACGAUUCCAAAGAGCUAAUAUUGAAUGUCAACAAAAAUGAGUGGUAUGAAGAGGUCUUAAAAUAUCGCCGCACUGUAUUAAGCUUUGAAGAGACCAUACAACGCCUCAUGUCGAAUGUUUUUCAACGCAUCUGCAAUAUCGAGGAGGGUCUCGAGGUACUGAAUGUAACACUCUUUUACUCCUAUCGCGCCAGUAUACGCAAAACUUACCUUCGUCAAGUGAGUGAUGUCUGGCUAAUGUUCGACAAAGAAAUGUCAGACACAACGAAAAUGUUAAUAGAACGUAUAAAGGUGCACGAAUCUUGGAUCCCAUAUUAUGUUUCCCGUGCCAUUGGCUAUCGCGUUAAUCUCGAGCGUCUUCAAUGGCUACGCGAUCGACUCAACACUUCUGACUGGCUGCCGGUGGUGCCCGAGGCAAAAAUUGUGCUCGAAAAAUUUGAAAAUCUCAAAAAGGACUUUACGAAAGAAAUCCGAAAAGCAUUCGAUGAAUGGGUAACAAAUUGCAGUAGUAGCACCCUAGAAAAUCGUUUGGAACGUACGCUGCUCGUGCGCAGCAAGGUAAAACGUGGCCUACUCGAAUGUAAUAUGGAUCGUACGGUGUUGAGCAUAUGUGAACAAGCGCGACAUUUCGAGAAGCUUGGCUUUCAAAUACCAGCGCUAAUUCGUAAGGUUUACGAUCGCUACAACACAUUACAAUUUGUCUAUAAUAGUGUCGUUACGGUGUGUUUGGACUACAAUCGCAUACUGGCCGCUCUUUCGGAAGAGGAGAGAAAUCUAUUUCGUGCACUGAUAUAUGCAUGCGAUCGGAAAAUAUCACCCGGCCUAUUUAAGCUCACGUGGAGUGGUGAAUUGAGUGAUGCUUAUAUAGCAGACUGUGCAAAGCAUACGAAGAAACUACAGGACUCAUUGGACAUUUACAAACGUGCCAAUCGCCAAAUUGCGAAGACAUGUGAGAAAAUCUGCGACACACCCUUGAUGAAGAUAGCUUUAAGCGGAGCUCUGGAAUUGCCAGUAUUCGAGUUAACACUGCAGUCUGCUAUUCGUAGAGCGACGAACGCUAUUAUGGACCACUACGAUACAAUUGUGGAUCUACUCUUUGCCGUAUUCACUGAGUUUCAACCGGUUUUAGAUGAGAUGGAAACUGAGUGGUAUGGAUAUGUCACCCAAUUCGAUAAUAUGCUGAAUGCGGCACUAUUGUCCAGUGCUCGCAACUCUUUGCUGAACGUAUACAAUUUAGUACGCUCUCAAGGUGAUAUACUUCCAUCGCCCAUACUCAUUGUAAAGGUCGAUAUUGUGGACGGCAAGAUACAACUGUAUCCACCCAUGAAAGAUAUCAUUAAACUUUUUUCGGAAAUGUCCGAGCGCGUUAGCACAAGUUUGGCGGUUUUCCCUAGGCUAACGGCGAAACUUAAAUUGCCAAAAGAGUAUCAACAACCAUUGUUUUCCAUAACUUUUGCAAAUGAUAAGGAAUCUAAACAAAUACAAUCUUCACUGGAAUAUGAAUCGAAAUACAAUGAAGAAGAGAUUGAAACGUUUUUGAAAGGCUGGCGUUAUUAUCACGAUGUCUGGGAGAAAACGGAUGUUGAAUUUACAAAGUCCAUACUGUCAACGAAUCAGAGCGCUCGUGUUUUUGAACAGAGUAUUGAAUAUUAUAGCGUUUUGGCUGAUGAAAUUGGUAUUAAGGACUCCAUAGUAAAUGUGUACUUUAUCUUGGUGAAUCAGAACUUUCUUAAGAACACUGUAAUGGACUAUAUAGAGAAAUGGCAAAUGUUGAAUGUUAAAUUGUUGCUACGACGUGCAACCACCAAAAUAAAUGGUGUAUACCGUUACAUGCGGAAAAAUGGCGAGCGCAUUCAAAUAGUACCACGUAAUCUAAAAGAGGCCCGUGAAGCCACGGAACUUUAUGAAUUCCUCUUCAAUGAUGCCCCACGCAAACAAGCGGAAUUUCCUGCAAUGUUCGAUCUUUUCAAAUUGCUCGAUCGUUUCUUGGUUGAAAUACCCGAUACAACACGCAAGCUGGUUACUAAAUUUGAAGCUGAGUGGGAUGCAUAUUUGAAAACUUUGUUAGAUUCCGGCGAUAUGCUAGAUACGACACGAGAAGAAUUUAAGAAAGUAUUACUGCGACAAGCUGACAAAUUCAAGACAGUCAUGAAGGAGUUUCUAGCCGAUUUUUUGGUCAAACUACCGACCUCUUCGCAAACCAAACCAAAAACUGCACUCAAAUAUUUGAAAAUUAUUGAUAAUAAAGUACAAGAUUGCUUCAAAUUCCAGAAGGGUUUAAUUGACGAUUUAAGUACCUUUCAUAUCAAUCAACCCGAAAAUAUGGAUUUGAAAAAAUUACAGAAUGAAUUAGAAGUUAUUAGAGGUAUUUGGGAGCUUAUAAUGGAGUGGCAAACGGCAUGGGAUGAAUGGCGUGCCUCCAACUUUUGGCAAACCAACAUUGACGAAAUGGAAGAUACGGCUAUCAAUUUGUAUAAGGAAUUCAAUAUAUUAAAUAAACGUUAUAUGGAUCGCAAUUGGGAUAUGUUGCAGGUGACCACGAAAAAUGUGGAUAGUUUUCGGCGUACGUUACCCUUAAUAACGGCACUCAAGAAUCCAUGCAUGAGAAAACGGCACUGGGAUGCCGUGCGAGGAACUGUUGGCGUAGACUUUGAUGAGAACUCUAAAAAGUUUACUUUGGAACUGAUUAUUAAUUUGGACUUUCAAGCUUAUUCCGAAGAGAUUCAGGAUACUUCAAAUGCCGCCACAAUGGAAUUGCAAAUCGAAAACGGUAUCAAGAAUAUUGCAAGUAUUUGGCGUAAACAAUCAUUCGAAAUGGCAUUCUAUAGAGAUGGUAUAUAUCGAAUAAAGAACGUGGAAGAUUGCAUGCAGUUGCUCGAAGAACAUAUGGUUCAAAUAUCGGCCAUGAAGUCCACUCGUUUUGUGGAGCCUUUCAGCGAAAUUGUCGACUACUGGGAGAAGACCCUCUCGUAUAUUGCAGAGACUCUAGAAAUGGCGUUGAACGUCCAACGUCAGUGGUUAUAUUUGGAGAAUAUCUUUACCGGCGAAGAUAUACGUAAGCAAUUGCCGAAUGAGGCGAAUCGCUUUGUCGAACUCACCGACGAGUUUCGUAUGAUUAGUUCAAAAAUGUUUAAUGCUAAGUCCGCUGUGCGCGCCACACAUCUACGUAAGCCACCGUUUCUGCUCGAGCGUUUCAAUAAAAUGGACGAACGUUUGGAGCUUAUACAACGUGCACUAGAAAUCUAUUUGGAGUCCAAGCGACAAUUGUUUCCACGCUUUUAUUUCAUUUCGAACGAUGAUUUGCUGGAGAUUUUGGGCAAUGCCAAACGCCCUGACUUAGUACAGCCUCAUCUAAAGAAACUAUUUGAUAACUUGUACAAGUUGGAAUUAAAACGUGUUGGAAAAACGAUGAGUCGUUUUCAGGCAAUGGGCAUGUACUCGGACGAUGGCGAAUAUGUGGAAUUUCUCAAUGUGCUUUAUAUUGAAGGUCCUUCUGAAAAGUGGUUAAAUGUAGUCGAGAAUUUUAUGUUAGCCGUUAUGAAGGAAAAACUUAAGCUAACGCGUGCCUCACUCAAGAAGCUUAUUGGCAAUCGCGAACAAUGGCUCUCGCUAUGGCCAGGCCAAAUGUUACUUACUACAUGCCAAAUCCAAUGGACAACCGAAUGCACACGCAGUCUCAUCCAUUGCAAGAUGAUCGAUCAGAAGAAACCACUGCGCAAACUAAAGCGCAAACAGAACAAGGUGUUGGCCAAAUUAUCAGAACUGAGUCGCAAAGAUCUUGCGAAAAUCAUGCGCCUCAAAGUAAAUACUCUGAUCACCAUUGAGAUACAUGGACGUGAUGUUAUCGAACGAAUGUACAAGGUUAACUGCAAAGAUGUCAAUCACUUUGAGUGGUUCUCGCAGCUACGCUUCUAUUGGCAUCGCGAGUCCGAGCUCUGCGUCAUACGACAAACCAACACGGAGCAUUGGUAUGCGUAUGAGUACACAGGCAACUCUGGACGACUUGUGAUCACUCCGCUCACCGAUCGUUGUUAUAUAACUUUAACAACGGCACUAAAUUUGCAUCGUGGUGGCAGUCCCAAAGGACCAGCUGGUACUGGCAAAACUGAGACUGUUAAAGACUUAGGUAAAGCAUUGGGUAUGUGGGUGAUUGUAACGAAUUGCUCUGAGGGCUUGGACUACAAGAGCAUUGGCAAAAAUUUUUCUGGCUUGGCGCAAACUGGCGCUUGGGGCUGUUUCGAUGAGUUCAACCGCAUUAAUAUCGAAGUGUUAUCCGUAGUUGCGCAGCAAAUUAUGUCCAUCAUGGCGGCGCUCUCCGCCAAACUCACCGAGUUCAACUUCGAAGGUUGUGUAAUCAAGCUUAAGCAUACUGUGGGGCUCUUUAUUACCAUGAAUCCUGGCUAUGCUGGCCGCACAGAACUGCCCGACAACUUGAAAUCAAUGUUUCGACCGAUAGCAAUGAUGGUGCCGGACAACGCAAUCAUAGCCGAGAACCUGCUCUUCUCCGAUGGCUUCACAAACACACGCAGUCUGGCGCGCAAAGUCUUUACGCUCUACGAAUUGGCCAAACAGCAAUUGUCGAAGCAAUAUCACUAUGAUUUUGGACUGCGCUCCAUGGUGGCCUUGUUGCGUUAUGCCGGACGCAAACGACGCCAGCUGCCAAAUACCAACGAAGAGGAAAUUGUAUACUUGGCUAUGCGCGAUAUGAAUGUGGCCCGUUUAACCGCCAACGAUUUGCCACUAUUCAAUGGCAUCAUGUCCGAUAUCUUUCCAGGCGUUACACUCCCAGUUAUUGACUAUAGCGAUUUCAAGACCGCAAUUGAGGAUGAGCUACGUAGUAACGGCUUGCAGCUCAUACCGAUCGCCAUUAAAAAGAUAAUAGAAUUGUAUGAGACGAAAAACUCUCGACAUUCCUCAAUGAUCAUCGGCAAUACGGGCACCGCAAAAUCGGUAACAUGGAAAUGCCUACAAGGUGCCUUUGGACGUAUGAACGCGAAUAAACAUCCCGGCUGGGAGGCGGUCAUUGUGCAUCCAGUCAAUCCAAAAGCUCUUAAUUUAGCCGAAUUGUACGGUGAAUAUAAUUUGGCGACCGGCGAGUGGUUAGAUGGUGUACUUAGCUCGAUUAUGCGUGUGAUAUGCGCCGAUGAAGAUCCUACGCAGAAGUGGCUGCUCUUCGAUGGACCCGUUGACGCAGUUUGGAUUGAGAACAUGAAUUCAGUUAUGGAUGAUAACAAAAUUUUAACAUUGGUGAAUAGCGAACGCAUAACUAUGCCAGCGCAAGUUUCGUUGUUAUUCGAAGUUGCCGACCUGGCAGUAGCCUCACCGGCGACAGUCUCGCGCUGCGGUAUGGUCUACAAUGAUUACAACGACUGGGGUUGGCGCCCAUAUGUGAACUCGUGGGUGGCUCGCCAAAAAUUACCGGAACAUGUGAAACUAUUACGCGAAUAUUUCGACUACUAUUUGGAUAAGGUAUUGGAAUUCAAACGACAGCGUUGUAAGGAAAUCGUUAAGACAAAUCAAUUGAAUGUGGUUAUGUCAAUGUGCAAACUGCUCGAGGCCUUUUCCACAAAACUGAAUGGUAUCGUUUCUGGAAAUCUUGAACAAUUGGAGACAAUGAGUAAAUUGUGGUUUCUUUUCUCGCUCAUUUGGUCUGUGUGCGCAUCGGUUGAUGAAGAUAGUCGCUUGCGCAUUGAUUCCUACAUAAGAGAGAUUGACAGUUCCUUCCCCAUCAAAGAUACUGUUUACGACUAUUACGUUGAUCCGGCACAAGGAACUCUAAUGCCAUGGGAGAGCUUGCUUUCGGACUCUUGGAAGUAUGACGAGAAUGUUCCAUUUUAUAAAAUUAUUGUCCCCACCGUGGACACUGUGCGCUAUGAAUAUCUUGUAUCCAAACUACUGCAAGAAGAGCAUCCGGUCAUGUUGGUUGGUAAUGUGGGCACCGGUAAGACCUCCACUGCAGUCAGCGUAAUGGAGUCCUGCGAUAAAACAAAGUAUACUGUGCUUUCGAUCAAUAUAUCCGCGCAGACAACAGCCGCCGGGUUACAAGAAUCCAUAGAGAAUCGCACCGAGAAACGUACCAAAACCUUUUACGUCCCAAUUGGCGGCAAACGUAUGAUUUGCUUCAUGGAUGACUUCAAUAUGCCUGCCAAGGAUACUUACGGAUCGCAGCCUCCUCUCGAACUUAUCCGACAGUGGAUAGAUUAUAAGUACUGGUUUAAUCGUCGCAAUCAACAGAAAAUCUAUGUGCAGAAUACGUUGCUCAUGGCUGCUAUGGGACCUCCCGGUGGUGGUCGCCAAGUGAUAUCGCCACGCACACAAAGCCGCUUCGUCGUCAUCAAUAUGACGUUCCCCACCGAAGCAACCAUUAUGCGUAUUUUCGGCAGCAUGCUUCAACAGAAAUUGAUACCAUUUGCCAAUGAUAUACGAGAGAUCGCUUUGAAAACCACCUCUAGCACUAUUGAUUUAUAUAACGCUGUGGUUGCUCGUAUGCUGCCCACACCAGCCAAAUCGCAUUAUUUGUUUAAUUUGCGCGACAUAUCGAAAAUAUUCCAAGGACUACUGCGCGGGCAUCAUGAGGCGCAGACGAAACGUGCGAGCUUUUUACGUUUGUGGGUGCAUGAAGCCUUCCGUGUGUUUAGCGAUCGCUUGAUCGACGAUUUAGAUCAGGGCUGGUUCAUGAAUGAGGUGAAUACCGUAUUAGGCAAAUAUAUGGAAAUCACCUUUCACAGUUUGUGUCCCAACAAAAUCGUACCUAUAUUUGGUGAUUUUAUGAGCAAUCAAGGUUAUUAUGAAGAUCUGAAUUUUGACGACCUUCGAAAGUAUAUCAAUCGCCAGAUGGAGGAAUAUAAUGAUUUCCCGGGCAUGGCACGCAUGAAUUUAGUAUUCUUCAAGGAGGCAAUUGAACAUGUAACGCGUGCUGUACGUGUCAUCUCACAACCUCGUGGCCACUUGCUAAAUAUAGGUAUCGGCGGUUCGGGACGGCAAUCACUUGUUCGUUUGGCCGCUUUCAUUUGUGAAUUCGGUACAUUUUCAAUUGAAGUAACAAAAAAAUACAAAACCAACGAAUUCAAAGAGGAUCUGAAAAAUCUUUACAAAGUCACUGGCAUUAAACAACGUGGCACUGUCUUCAUUUUCAGUAAUGAGCAAGUGGCGGAGAGCACAUUCCUUGAAAUACUUAACAACAUGUUGAGCACUGGAGAGGCGAAUCUUUUUAAGGCGGACGAAUUCGAAGAGUUGAAAACUGAACUGGAGCGACCAGCCAAAAAGGCAGGCAUUCAGUUUACCACAGAAUCACUGUAUAAUUUCUUUAUGCAAAAUGUGCGCGAAAAUAUGCACAUUGUAUUAGCGAUGAGUCCGAUUGGUGAAGACUUCCGUAGCUAUAUACGACAGUAUCCGGCCUUGAUCAACAACACUUCACCGGAUUGGUUUCGUCUUUGGCCGCAGGAAGCCCUGUUGGAGGUAGCGCAAAAGUUUCUAAUGGGCUUUCAAAUAAAUGUGCCAGUUCCCGGAAAAGAGGAUGACAACAACAGAGAGAGCUUAAUUAUUACGACAGAAGAUAAGUUACAGAAGGCCGUUGCUUAUGUUUUCUCGGUUAUUCACUCGAGCGUCGCCGAGAUAUCAAUUCAGAUGUUAGCUGAAGUGAAGCGACACAAUUACGUUACAUCACCAAAUUAUUUAGAGUUGGUUAGCGGAUUCAAAUUGUUACUCGAAAAUAAGCGUUUCGAAGUAUCUUCCAGCGCCAAUAAAUUAAGAAAUGGACUCUCAAAAAUUCAAGAGACACAAGACAAAGUUUCAGUAAUGACCGAAGAACUUAAAAUCAGCUCAGAACAAGUGAAAAUCUUAGCCAAAGAAUGUGAAGAGUUCAUUGCAAUCAUUGAGAUCCAAAAGGCAGAGGCCACAGAACAAAAGGAAAAAGUCGACGCAGAGGCAAUAAUUAUCCGACAAGAAGAGGUGGUUUGCUUAGAUUUGGCCGCAACGGCACAAGCUGACUUGGAUGUUGUUAUGCCGAUGAUCGAUGCGGCUAUCAAAGCAUUGGAUGCGUUAAGCAAGAAAGAUGUGGCUGAAGUCAAGUCUUACGGGCGGCCACCAAUGAAAAUCGAGAAAGUCAUGGAGGCAGUACUGAUACUACUGGGAAAAGAGCCAACUUGGGAAAAUGCAAAAAGGGUGCUCGGUGAUGUAAAUUUUUUGAAUGACUUGAAAAACUUCGAGCGCGAUCAUGUCACCGACAAAACUCUAAAGCGCAUUGGAUUAUAUACGAAAAAUCCAGAGCUGGAACCCGAUAAGGUCGCAAUAGUAUCGGUGGCCUGCAAGUCACUUAUGCAGUGGAUUAUGGCUAUUGAGAAUUACGCCAAAGUAUAUCGCAUUGUGGCGCCGAAGCAGGAGAAGUUGGACAAUGCUAUGCGAUCGCUGGCCGAGAAGCAAGCGAUGUUGGCGGCUGCUAUGAAGAAGUUAGAAGAACUUAAUGCCGCGAUUGCGGAACUGUAUCGACAAUUGAAUGAAAAGACAGAGCUGCUAAACGAACUGCGGUUGAAAGAAGAGAAAUUGAGAAAACAACUUGAGCGCGCCAUCAUUCUAGUGGAAUCUCUGUCUGGAGAACGAGAGCGUUGGAUUGAGACUGUGGCCUCGUUGGAUCUAUCAUUCGAAAAGUUACCCGGCGAUUGUCUACUAGCUACUGCAUUCACAUCUUACCUCGGUCCAUUCGACACCAAGUAUCGUGAGAUUCUCAUUGAGCAAUGGGUAGCAUUAAUUACGUCGAAUCAAAUUCCUGCCACGGACGAUAUGAAAAUAACACUUUUCCUCAGCGAUGCUGUAACUAUCCGCGAAUGGAAUAUACAGGGUCUACCCGCCGAUGACUUCAGCACUGAAAAUGGUGUUAUUGUAAUGCGCGGACAACGAUGGCCACUAAUUAUAGAUCCACAAUCACAAGCGAAUACUUGGAUCAAAAAUUACGAGGCAAAUAACGAUUUAAAAGUGAUUGAUUUUUCCCAAAUUGAUUACCUCCGUUCACUGGAACGUGCAAUGUCAGCUGGUAACCCGGUACUAUUGCAAAAUGUUGGCGAAGCCUUGGAUCAAGCUAUAAAUCCCAUUUUACGUAAAAGCUACACUAUGCAAGGAGGCCAGAAGCUGAUUAAGUUCAAUGACAAAUAUAUAUCCUACAAUGAUAACUUUAAGCUGUACAUAACUACAAAAAUAACAAACCCACACUAUCCUCCGGAAAUUUCAUCCAAGACGACAAUAGUUAAUUUCGCUGUAAAACAAGAUGGCUUGCAAGCGCAACUUUUGGGCAUAAUUGUGCGCAAGGAAAAACCAGCACUCGAGGAGCAAAAAGAUGAGUUAGUGUUGACGAUCGCGCGCAAUAAACGCACACUCAUCGACUUGGACAACGAGAUCUUGCGAUUGUUGAAUGAAAGUCGUGGCUCACUGCUCGAGGACGACGAACUUUUCGCUACAUUACAAAAGUCGCGCCAGACUUCAGUUUUAGUGAAGGAAUCCUUGGCCACUGCCGAAGUCACGGAGAUCGAGAUCGACUCUGCACGCCAAGAAUACCAACCAGCUGCCGAACGAGCAGCCAUACUCUUCUUUGUGCUCAUGGAUAUGUCGAAAAUCGACCCGAUGUACGAAUUUUCACUCGCUGCUUACGUUUUACUCUUCAUGCAAUCUAUUGAGCGUAGCCCGAAGCAUCAGAUCGUCUUUGAGCGUAUACAGAACAUCAACGAUUAUCACACAUAUUCGGUGUACAAGAACACAUGCCGAGGUCUGUUCGAAAUGCACAAACUGCUCUUCUCCAUACACAUGACAGCCAAAAUUCUAGAAAUUGCUGGAAAGCUGGUAGUAGAAGAGUAUGAUUUCAUUCUAAAGGGUGGCAUUGUACUGGACAAGCAGAAUCAGGCGCCAAAUCCAAGUCCAGUGUGGAUUAGCGAACAAGCUUGGGAUAACAUAACGGAACUAGACAAAGUGCCAGGAUUCCAUGGCAUAGUCGACUCCUUUGAGGAGAACGCAAAAGCGUGGCAAACGUGGUAUGCCACUACAAUGCCGGAGACCGAGGACCUUAUCGGUGAGUGGAAUGACAAAUUGACAGAUUUCGAGAAAAUAUGUAUAGUUCGGUGUUUACGUCCCGAUCGCAUCUCGUUCUGUCUCACUCAAUUCAUUAUCAAUACACUUGGCCCACGUUUUGUUGAACCACCCGUAUUGGAUUUGAAGGCCGCCUUUGACGAGUCCUUAUCGCAAACACCACUCAUCUUCGUGCUUUCGCCCGGUGUGGAUCCAACACAAUCACUCAUCACGUUGGCUGAACAAUGUAAAAUGUCCUCACGCAUGUUCUCACUCAGUUUGGGUCAAGGUCAAGCGCCGGUUGCUACGAAAAUGAUCAUGGAUGGUGUACGCGAUGGUAAUUGGGUAUUUCUAGCCAAUUGUCAUCUUUCGUUGAGUUGGAUGCCAAAUUUAGACAAAAUUAUUGCAACAAUGCAAACAAUGAAGUUGCAUAAACGUUUUCGUUUAUGGUUGAGUUCGAGUCCGAAUCCUGAAUUUCCGAUUUCCAUACUCCAAUCGAGCAUUAAAAUGACCACAGAACCACCACGUGGUAUAAAGGCCAAUAUGCGACGUCUAUAUAAUAAUAUUAACGAACAGAAUUUCGAAACGAUUGACGAAACGGGCAAGUACAAGAAACUAUUGUUUGCACUAUGCUUCUUCCACACGGUCUUGCUGGAACGCAAGAAAUUUUUGCAACUCGGUUGGAAUGUCAUCUACAGCUUCAAUGAUUCUGAUUUUGAGGUCUCAGACAUCUUGCUAGCUUUGUAUUUAAACGAGUAUGAAGAGACGCCUUGGGGUGCACUCAAAUAUCUUAUUGCCGGUAUCAAUUAUGGUGGACACGUGACCGACGAUUGGGAUCGACGCUUACUAACAACUUAUAUAAAUCAAUUUUACAGCGAUAAUGCUUUGACUACAAAUAAAUUUCGCUUGUCUUCACUGAUUAAUUACUUCAUACCUAGCGAUGGGGAUCUCCAAUCCUACAUAGAUCAAAUUCAACAAUUCCCCAAUUUCGACAAACCAGAAGCGUUCGGCCAACAUCCCAAUGCCGAUAUUGCCUCACUGAUAGGCGAAACUCGUCUGCUCUUCGAGACGCUCAUGUCAAUGCAGGUGCAAACCACUACUUCGGUGGGUGAGAGUAUGGAGACUAAAGUCUUGCGUUUAGCUAAGGACAUAUACGCAAAAACGCCAGACGAAAUCAAUUAUGAGCAGACCGCCAAACUGAUCGGUAUCAAUCGUUCGCCUCUCGAAGUGGUACUGCUGCAGGAGAUUGAACGCUACAAUUAUUUACUAAGCAGAAUGAAAGUACAUAUGCGUGAUUUACAGCGUGGCAUAAAAGGACUUGUGGUGAUGAGUACCGAGUUGGAGGAAAUUUAUCAAUCAGUUUAUGAAGGUCGCGUGCCCGGAGCAUGGCUCAAAGCCUAUCCUUCACUGAAACCACUAGCUGCUUGGUCGCGUGAUCUCAUUCUACGCAUAGAGCAUUUCGCUCAAUGGGCCAAAACUUUGAAACAACCACAGCUCUUCUGGUUGGCCGCAUACACUUUUCCCACCGGUUUUCUCACAGCAGUGCUACAGACAUCGGCACGUGCCAGCCGCACACCCAUCGACGAAUUGUCAUGGGAGUUUUUUGUUUUCAUCGAAGAGGAUGCGGCUGCAGCGCGUAUUACCCGUGAAGGUGGCGGCGUUUAUGUGCGUAGUUUAUUUUUGGAGGGGGCCGGUUGGUUGCGUAAAAUGCAAUGCUUGCAAGAUCCUCAGCCCAUGGAAUUGAUUUGCCCUAUGCCUGUGAUACAUUUCAAGCCGGUGGACAAUCUAAAGAAGAAGACUCGUGGCAUGUACCAAUGCCCAGCGUAUUAUUAUCCACAGCGUGCCGGCUCCUUCAUCAUAGCGGUAGACUUGAAGUCGGGCAUUGAAAACUCGGACUAUUGGAUUAAGCGUGGCACUGCUUUGUUACUCAGUUUGAGCGUUUAAGCGUUGGAUAAUACCGCAUCAUUUUUGCCUUUUUAUCCUUUUUUUAUCCGUGCUUUGUAAUUUAUUAAUUUUACGGCAUGUUAUGUAAUUAUCUAUUCGAGCUCUUAUUGCGAACAAAUGCAGCUUUUUUCGAGCUUUAAACUCUA
Anastrepha obliqua is the source of this 13686-nucleotide messenger RNA. It is a transcript of the gene kl-2, whose product is annotated as dynein axonemal heavy chain 2. Lineage: Eukaryota; Metazoa; Arthropoda; Insecta; Diptera; Tephritidae. Gene Ontology annotation, molecular function: ATP binding; ATP hydrolysis activity; dynein light intermediate chain binding. Bases 23 to 13540 code for a protein of 4505 amino acids. The record is from RefSeq and is a predicted model, not a curated record. Gene Ontology annotation, cellular component: dynein complex. Gene Ontology annotation, biological process: microtubule-based movement. The transcript is spliced from 16 exons.